Messenger RNA from Macrosteles quadrilineatus (aster leafhopper), 1337 nucleotides. RefSeq names its product pancreatic lipase-related protein 2-like. Gene Ontology annotation, molecular function: lipase activity. Lineage: Eukaryota; Metazoa; Arthropoda; Insecta; Hemiptera; Cicadellidae. The record is from RefSeq and is a predicted model, not a curated record. The transcript is spliced from 8 exons. Bases 60 to 1337 code for a protein of 425 amino acids.
CAUUAAAGCAAGUCAGUUAGUGAUCGUCUGUGGAUUGAAACAGAUAACUUCAUAUCCAGAUGUUUCAAUGCUAUUUUGUCAUUGUUGCUGUUCUGUUGCCUUUACAAGGUCUUGCUGAUUUUGCGGAACAAGUAACACAUGCACUACCGGUACCCUGCCGGCUAACACUGCCAUCUACAAAGUGUCCUGAUGAUGAAAAUAUCAUAUUUCACCUCUACACCAGAAAGAAUCAAAAAGGGAGUCAGAUAGUUAAAGUAAACAAAUCUAAAGACAACAUCGAAAAAACACAUUUCAAUCCAGAUCAUCCAAACAAAGUCAUCAUUCAUGGUUUCAAACCGUUUCCAUACAAAUCACAACUAACUGCUAUAAAAGAUGCCUACUUAUCAAAGGGAGAGUUCAAUGUGUGGAUGAUAGAAUGGGACCAUCUGGCUGCCAAUGGUCUGUGCCUCUUGUUGUCUCUGACCAACACUGAACACGUAGGCAUGUGCACGGCGCAGUUGAUCAACGCCAUCAAGCGCCAUGCACCAAACUCUCACAUACAUGUAGUGGCGUACCGCGCCGGUGUGAGAGUGGCUCAUGAUCUCUCAGAGGCAAUACGGCCACUGACACUCAACAGAAUCACAGGUUUGAGUCCUAAAGGAGGCAAAAUUCCCACCGGGGAAGAUUUCUACAAAUUGGAUUUUUGGGAUGCCGACUUCAUCGACACAAUCCACACUUCUUGGUAUCUCACCACUGAACAGAUCGGACAUGUUGACUUCUAUGUGAAUCCAAACCUGUCCCAUCAGCCAGGCUGCGACAACGUGGUUGGAAGCAUAACUAAAUGUGACAGGAUGAGAGCGCUGCAGUACUUUGCCGAGUCUAUCACAACUGAAGUUGGAUUUAUUGCUUGGAGAUGUCAAAGUUAUGCUGAGUACACUUUGGGUACAUGUCAUCCUCAUGAACCAGCGAUGGACAUGGGAGAAUCUUGUCCAAUAGACGGCUCAGGAGUGUAUAUUGUCUUUACGGCUAAAGAGAGCCCUUACGCUCUCGGACACUGGGAUGAAGAACUUUACAAAGAGAAAGGCCCUCAAAUGAAAUUUAAUAUUCUUACAAAAUCCUUGACGAAUAUAAAAACCAAAAUCGAAGGAAUAAGAGAGAAAAUUGAAGAAAUAGAUGAAAAAACUCCUGAUAUUAUAAAAGAAUUGGGAUUGACUGAUAUGGUGAAAUCAACGAUUGAAGAUAAAGUUGAAGAGUAUGCUAUGAAAGGAUUUAAAGCUUUGGCCAAUGCCCUGGAAAAGAAACAUAAAGAUGUUGGUGGUGUCACACCGAUUCCUGAUAUAGUUGAUAAAAAGGAAUAA